AUGCCUGAAAUUUUCAUGGAGAUGCGGAACUGUACGGAUGUAAACGUGGACGGAAUUGACGAGUCAGUCCAAGUUGAGAUCGCCGUGCCGCUGUCGACUAACGAGAUUAUUCGACAGGCAACGGUGGUAGUCGUGCUCGAUUACACGCUGAAGAGCUACGCCAAGCUCAACAUGGACGUGCUUACUGUCUUCGGACAUUCGUCUUUGCAACCUUACGUAAAUUCACCCAUCGUGAACAUGACCAACGCCAACACAACACAGGAGAUGCUGAUGCAGUCUCUCGUUAGCAAGUACCGAGAGCGUAACUAUACCGCCAACUUCCACGUCCCGUACCCGGUAUGGACGCCCAACGGCAACUCGUCUGAGGACAUUAGGGUGUUUCGAGUACUCAUGAAUAUCCGUAUAGACCCUGUCAACGUCUUGUAUGUCUGCACGCCGCGCUACACGCCGGAGUGGCCAGAGAUUAUAAAGUAUGCUUGGAUGCAGUACUACUGCAUUUUCAUUGUCGUAUCAACACUCGCCUUCGCUCUGCGCGAGUAUCUCUUCGCCAACAAGGAGAGCGAGCCGAAGACGCAGGACGAAGUGGACCUGGACGACCUCCUCGACGAUGCGCUGGACGACUUCGCGGACGAGGUGAGCGCCUCGGAGAUGUCGAGCGUCACAAAAGAAGCAGCUGCCACUACCGCCGCGACGCAAGACAACGAAGAUAGCAAGCUGCAGGAGAACAUGGCCAAAUUCCUCGAGGACGCACAGAAUCCCGAGUUCCAGAAGGUGCUAGAGCAGGCAUUUCGCGAGUUGGGCACAGACGCCGAUGCAGAGAACAUUGAGCAGCUUUUAGGCUCCUUGAAGACUGACAACUCGACGGAUGAGACGGACGACGUCAACGCUGGUGUGGCCAAGACGCUGCAGAAUAUGGCAAAGGCAGCGGAAGAUAUGGAGGGCGUGGGGACGGCACAAGUGGAAGCCAUGGGCGAAGAGAUGAUGUCCGAGAUGAUGAAGAAGUUCGAGGAAAUGGGGGAGAAGAGUGAUUUCCAGGACUUGGUGGACGGAAUGAUGCAGCAGUUGCUGUCGAAGGACGUGAUGUAUGACCCCAUGAAGCAGAUCUGCGAACGAGUACGCUCGACUGGAACGUAUCCUGAGUGGCUGGCAGAAAAGGAGUCUUUGUUGUCGAAAGAGGACUAUGAGAGAUACGGCAAGCAGUACCAGUAUUUCCAGCAGAUCGUUGCAGUGUAUGAGUCGGAACCUGAUAACUACACUCGACUGUCAGAGCUCAUGCAGGAGAUGCAAGAGACUGGACAACCUCCUUCCGAGAUCGUGAAAGAUCUUGCACCAGGUUUGCAGUUUGAUGACGAAGGCAUGCCGAUCAUGCCCAACAUGGGUCCUGGUAUGUUCCCAGGUAUGGCUGGAAUGCCUGGCAUGCCUCAGGUCACGACCAGCUCGCUAGCAAUGCAGCAUCUGGAUGCGAUGUCCCUCGGCGUUUACUCGUAUCUGGAGGUCCACGAACGCGUGUCUCGAGUGGAAUCGAAGCCUCUAGUUGGUGCUACUGAGAUGGAACUUCAACUCUGGGAGCAGAUAUGGUUCAGGGACAUAAGGGGUAGCUGGAGCUUCCUCGCUAAGACGUUCACCAACUAUUACCGCAUGAUGAUUGCUCAUCUGGGCAUCAUCUCAUGGCAGCCAUGGCUUUACCUCUUUAUCCCAGAUCGAAUGCUCCUGGACGAGCAACAAACUCAAGAUGAAGAACAGCAAGAAUGA
Molecule: messenger RNA, 1752 nt
Organism: Phytophthora infestans T30-4
Lineage: Eukaryota; Oomycota; Peronosporomycetes; Peronosporales; Peronosporaceae
Exons: 19
Coding region: 1-1752 (583 amino acids)
Biological process (GO): protein import into peroxisome membrane
Cellular component (GO): peroxisome; peroxisomal membrane
Source: RefSeq, a predicted model, not a curated record